Erigeron canadensis is the source of this 3028-nucleotide messenger RNA. RefSeq names its product increased DNA methylation 1-like. The coding region runs from base 270 to 2804 and encodes 844 amino acids. The transcript has 9 exons. Gene Ontology annotation, molecular function: acyltransferase activity, transferring groups other than amino-acyl groups. Lineage: Eukaryota; Viridiplantae; Streptophyta; Magnoliopsida; Asterales; Asteraceae. The record is from RefSeq and is a predicted model, not a curated record.
CUCAUGCCUGCCAUCUGUAAAAAAAUCCAUAAUUUUAUUAAUUAAUUAUUAGAUUAUUAUUCGGUUGGUCAUUCCAAAGCCCCAAUCCUUCCGCCACUUCUUUUGCACUUUCACACACUGUGUGUGUGCUUUGAUCAUUUCAAUCCUCAAAAUAAUUUAUUUUCCUUUUUUUGGACUAAAUUAUAUAAAAAAAUUGCAAAUGUUCUGAAUGCAGAUGAAGAUGUUGUGACGUUCAUUGGUAGAGAUCAUAUGUGAUUGGGACACUUAAUAUGAUGGGGCAAUACUACAAGUCCAUAAAGAUGUUUCUGAGUCGGGGUAUCAAGGAAUUGCAAGAUGAUGGUUUCGAAGGUUCACUAGACGAAAAUUACAUCUUCAAAGACGUGUUUUUGGGGCAUGAAGAUGACAGAAGUAGUAAAAAGUGCCUUGUAACUGGAGCAAUCAAUUUUGAAACUGAUGAUAAUAAACCUAAAGACGUAUCAUUUCCACAAAAUAGUGAGCGUUCGGUUAUGACAAGUCAGCAUGACUCGAUGAGACGGGAGGAGCAUACCGAAGAGUUUGUUGAAGUUAAGAGAAGGAAGGUAUCAGUUCUAGAAGAUUGUAGCACUAAAUCUAAUUUAGAGAAGGUAGUUAAUUCUGUUGAAUCUUGUUUGUGCCAACCGGAUUCGAUUGUAACAUGUCGCCUGGUUGAAUCAUCUGUUAACGGUGUCAAAUCCAGAUGCUAUUUGCUUAAAGGACAUAUCGGGGAUCGGGAUGCCGAAAAAUGUAGGUUAUACUGUUCUGACACGAGUUCUACAAGAGUAAAUAGUGUAAUUAAGGUUAAUGAUUCACCUGCUUCACAAGAGAGUUAUGUUAGCAAGCUUUUAGUUAACAGCCCAAAACCUGUUAAAAGUUUCAGGAAAAUAAGGAAAUAUUCUUCCUUUUUGGAACUUGAUGAAGAUGAGUUUAGUGAGAGUAUCACGCGCCUAACAUCGAAAAAAACAAUACAUAAACAUGGAAGUCGCAGAAAACUGUCCUUUCACUCUUUUGAUAACCGUAGCAAGAAGUUGAAGUUGAAAUUGAAGUCAAAAUUCAAGAAAUCGGCCAAACGUGAAAAGGGUGGAAAAGGGAAUUCUCGUGUUAGAAAUGUCCAAAAAAGGUACAAAAAUCGAAAAAGUGGUUGCAGGUUGCUUCCACGUAAGCAUGAUCUGGAAGAGAAUUGGUCUUGCCAUGGUGUCAGAACGGUAUUAUCUUGGUUAAUAGAUUUUGGGAUUAUUCAAAUCAAGGAAGUUAUCCAGUACAGGAACCCCCGGGACAAUUCAGUGGUGAAGGAUGGUUUAAUUACCCGAGAUGGUAUUAUGUGUCGGUGUUGUGAGAAGGUGUUUUCUGUCUCUAAGUUUAAGCGUCAUGCAGGUUUUAGCUUAAAUUGUCCAUGUUUGAAUCUUUAUAUGGAAUCUGGAAAGGCUUACAAUUUGUGCCAGUUGGAAGCUUGGUCAACCGAAUAUGAAGUCAAAAAAGGAAUCAAACACCCUGUACAUAUUGAAGACAUUGACAAAAAUGAUGAUAGUUGUGGGCUGUGUGGGGAUGGAGGUUUGCUGAUAUGCUGUGAUAACUGCCCAUCAACCUUUCAUCAAGCGUGCUUGGCUGUGCAGGAUAUACCUGAAGGGGAUUGGUAUUGUUCAAGUUGCUCUUGCUGGAGUUGUGGGGAUUUGGUUGUGAAUACUGAAGCCUCAAUCUUGGGUGUUCUGAAAUGUUUGCAGUGCAGGCAUAAAUACCACGAGAACUGUGUGAGGAUGAAGGAGCUUGGAACUGGAACAAUACCUUCUACUUGGUUUUGUGGUGAAAGUUGUAAGGAGGUUCACUUAGGACUUGAUUCACGGGUUGGAAUUAUGAAUACCAUCUCUGAUGGCUACUCAUGGACGCUUUUAAGGUGCACUCAUGGAGACCAAAAGGCUCUUUCUGCUCAACAUUUUGUUUCUCUCAAGGUGGAAUGCAAUUUGAAACUAGCUGUUGCCCUCACAAUCAUGGAAGAGUGCUUUCUUCCCAUGGUGGAUCAUAGAACUGGCAUCGAUAUGAUAUCGCAUGUACUAUACAACCUAGGAUCAGAAGUCACACGUCUUGAUUAUGAGGGAUUCUACACAAUGAUCUUGGAAAAAGAUGACUUGCUACUAAGUGUAGCAUCCAUAAGGAUCCAUGGGAUAGGAGUUGCAGAGUUGCCCCUCAUUGCAACAUGCAGCAAAUAUCAGCGCCAAGGAAUGUGUAGGCGUCUCAUGAAUGCUAUUGAAGAGCUGCUAAAAUCCUUAAAGAUCGAGAAGCUGGUGCUGUCCGCCAUCCCUAGUUUAGUUGACACAUGGACAAAUAGUUUUGGUUUCAUGCACUUGGAAGUUGAAGAAAAGAAAACAUUGAGCAAAACCAACAUGAUGGUGUUCCCAGGAACAGUAUGGCUCAAGAAGCCCAUCUACCAAGGGUCGUUCCAGAGUAUUCCAAAGAAGACCAUAGCUUCACAUCACAAUUUUGAUCAUGAAGAAUAUAGGAUGAUGCAGCCCAGCUGCAAGGGGUUGUUUCAAAUUGAUCAAAACCAAAAUGAUGAUUUGAAGCUCUCGAGUGAAGGAGAUAGGAUAAUGCAGACCAGUUGCAAAGGGUUGUUUCAAAUUGAUCGAAACCAAAAUGAUGAUUUGAAGCUCUCGCGUGAAGAUAAGAUGAUGCAAACUAGCUGCAAGGAGUUGUUUAGAGAUGAUCGAAACCAAAACGAUGAUUUGAAGCUCUCAAGGGAAGAACAUUCUAGAUUUGAGAGAAUUUCCAGUGAAAUGGUUUGUGGCGUAAACUGAUCACUAACUUGUGUUAGCCACGUCAGAAAAAUAGAUUAAGCUACAAACAUGAGCUGAUAGGUUGUAUAUAUUCUCUUUUUUUUUUAUAAAUUGAAUGUGCACCAAUGGCGUAGGCCAAGUUUUGCAGUUUGAUCAAAAACUCUAAUGUGGGUUCACUAACAAUCAAGUCAUAUAAACACAUUCAACAUAAGAUAUGAAUUAAAAGCUUGGAGCAGCAUUGAGAA